Messenger RNA from Pogona vitticeps (central bearded dragon), 2925 nucleotides. The record is from RefSeq and is a predicted model, not a curated record. NCBI's taxonomy places the organism in Eukaryota, Metazoa, Chordata, Lepidosauria, Squamata, Agamidae.
GGUGGCCGGGGCUGCCUCGAGCGGCUCGUGGUGGCCUUGUUUACCAAGUUGCACUCCCGUCGGUGGGCUCAACAGGCACGGGGGAAACCGUCCUCCUGUUUCAGGGCGAGCCUUGCUCCCUUUGAGAGGUGUGAGCAGCCAGGAAUAGCUAAGGCCUGACUAGGUGUGAAGAACCAUGAAGUGGGAAGGUUUCUACGCCCUGGUGAUCGGCGUGAACCGCCACUCCACCUCCAUCGGCCGCAUCUGGCUGUCCGUGGUCUUCAUCUUCCGCAUCAUGGUGCUGGUGGUGGCCGCCGAGAGCGUCUGGGGCGACGAGCAGUCGUCCUUCACCUGCAACACCCAGCAGCCCGGCUGCAAGAACGUCUGCUACGACUACUACUUCCCCAUCUCCCACAUCCGCCUCUGGGCCCUGCAGCUGAUCCUGGUGACCACGCCGGCUUUGCUGGUGGCCAUGCACGUGGCCUACCAGCAGCACCAGGAGAAAAAGCUGCUGGUGAUGACCGGCCACGGAGACCCGAAGCACUUGGAGGAAGUCAAGAAGCACAAGAUGCGCAUCUCGGGGUCGCUGUGGUGGACCUACAUCUGCAGCGUCAUCUUCCGCAUCCUUUUCGAAGCCACCUUCAUGUACAUCUUCUACAUGAUCUACCCGGGCUAUCAGAUGAUCCGACUGGUCAAGUGCGACGUCUACCCUUGCCCCAACACCGUGGACUGCUUCAUCUCGCGGCCCACCGAGAAGACCAUCUUCACCGUCUUCAUGCUCGCCACCUCCGGCAUCUGCAUCAUCCUCAACGUGGCCGAAGUGGUGUUCCUGCUGGUGCGGGCCUGUGCCCGCCGCACUCACCCGACCCGCAACCCCUCCUCGGGGAAAGGCUCUUUCCUGGGCCACAAGCUCUCCUCGGAAUACAAGCAGAAUGAAAUCAACCAGCUCCUGACCGAGCAGGACGGCUCCCUCAAAGACAUUCUCCGGCGGAACUCAGGGCUACAGGAGAAGGGCGACCGCUGCUCUGCCUGCUAAGGCCAUCCCAGGGGCGGGGGCCAUCCCCUGGGGAGUAGCUUGCCGGGCCUGGCAGGAUGGCUGGGGAACUCUGCUGUGGACUGCCAUGGGCCCCAUGCCGGCUGGCCUGCCCUCUCGAGAGCCACAAACACGGCCGUGGGUGCUUUCCACGUGUCCCAGUCGCCCCUUGCCAGCCCUGCCUGUUUUCUGUCCCCUUCUUUGCGCUCUCUGUUUACACAUUGGUCCAGAUCCGUUCUGUGGGCUUUGUGAUAACAGAUCCAACCACAGGAUUAUAUGGCCCAGAAGCUCCCCCCUCCCCCUCCCCCACAAAUCUGCUUCGGGGUGCAAGCACGGUAGGGUCGGAUUCAUGAUCAGACAGGAGACCGACCGGCAGGUUCAGCCUUGGGCAGCGUCUUCUAGUGGGGAAGAGGAAAACAUCCUGCUUUCAACUUGGGCAAAUAGUUUGACCUGCCAGCCGCAACGGCCCAUAUCAUGCCCGAUGGACCCAGGCAAUGGUCACGUCCUCUGGUCUGGUUUCGCCCAUUCAGAAUCUCUGUUGGGGGGGGGAACCUCUGCCUGCAGCUGGCAAGGAGCUGCUCCUGCCUCCGAGGGUACAGCUGCCACCAUAGGGGUGGGGUGGGUUUCUGCUUGUGCCCAUCCCACGGGCCCCUUCCCCAGUCCUUCCACCCACCCCUCCCAACAGAAGGCAGGCAGGCAGAAUUUGAGACAAAAAGUCAUCCCCAAGCCUGGCGUUCACUCCGUGUUUCCUGCAUCCUGAAAUGGAAACGCUGUGCCUUGUACACGGGAACCCCUCGGGUCACCUUUGGGGAUGGAUGCAGUUCACGCAGAUGCCUUGCUCUGCAGUUUUAAAUUCACCCAGUGGUUUCGGGCCCAGUGAGACUGCAAGACCGGGUGUCUUGCUCCUGGCCCUUCCUCUCCAGGUGUUCCAGAGGGAGGAGAUUUGCAGCUACAGCCCAUGCUAGCGGCUCACCCCUUUUUUGGGGUGGGGGGACAUUGGCAGAAUUCUGGGGCCUUCGAGAGAUACCACCAAGGAGAAGUCCGAGGCAGGUGCCUUUCGCUGUGGUGGCCAGAUCUCGCUUCUAUGUACAGUACAGAUAUUUUGAAGGCCUGGAAGUUCUCCCGCAGGGAAAGGAAGACACACACAACACACAUACCCGGACUCUCUGCUGUUUUUAAUUGGGGUCCAUGGAGGGGGUGGGGGCAGGAUGCUGUUGCCACUUGGCUGCACAUCACUGUACCAAAGCAGUCACAGUAUUAAAAUGGUUUGCGCUCCUUGCCUUCAGGUGUGUUUGGCGGGUGCCACAUGUGACCGAUGCACUUACCACAGCCGCCGCAGGGGGCCGUGAAGCCCAGCCGCUAACGUUCUCGUGCCCCUUUCCAUGAGGUCUAGCUAAGGAGCAAGAAAGACCAGUCGGGGGGUUGGAUCUGCAUAUCUAAUCCCGUAGGCCAGGCAGUAACUCUGCAGCCAGCCCCUGCCUCCGUCCCGCCUGGGUAAGGCGCCUUGUGUAUUCUGCUGUAAGGCACAGGACAACACCAUCAGGGGAGCAAAAGCCAGGGAACACACACCUGAGUGCCGAACGAGGCAUGCCUUCCUGCUGGGAGCUUCUGAAACACACUUUGUGCAUAAAGGAAAACAGCACCAAGAACUUCAGUGGCUCAGAUCAGGGAAGGCAGGGCAGGGUUACGAGAAAGGAGGGGCUGAAAGCAGACCAAAUCUUUAAAGCCAUGCUUUCCCCCCCACCAAACACAAUGCUGAGGAAAAUGACUGUACUUUUUCAGAGUGGUUUCACCCAAAUGGGGAAAAGGCUGGCUGGGGCUAGGCAGUACCGAUUGGCUAGUAUCUGUACCCUCAUCAACACCCCAGCUCAGUUUUGCAAUUGUUUAUUAAACACUUUUUGUUUUUAAUGGAA